GGGGGGCAUUAAGAGAAAAAAGAAAUUGAAACCCUCAGUAAGAUAUAUUUACGUGUGGUCUAACAUAUUCGGUAGCCAUCAAUAAACAAAGAUGGUGCCUAGCAAAAUUGCCGUGGAGAGAAGAGGAGAGAUGACCAUGAGCCAUGAGGCAAUCUGUGUGCACUCUGUCUUAAAAAUGGCGUUGGUUGAGUGAGAAAUAAAAUAAUAAUAAUAAAAGGGGCCUAUAUGACUGACUCAAAGCAUUGUCUCUCUUUUCGUCUCUUUCUAAUCUGUAAAUUAAAAAGUGACGAUACACGUACUCAAAAAUAAUAAAAAAAUAAACACACACACACACAUCUACAAAAAUAAUUAUCAUUAAUCAGCAAUAUAAGCAACUGGAGUUAACGUGAUGGAGGGUGACAUAGGGAUACAAAUUAGUGGUGAUAUUGAAACACCAAAUAUUCAAAAACAAAAUACAACAAGUAGUGGAUUUGAUUUUUUGCAAAUACCACAAUUACAAUUUGCACAACUUGGAUAUCCACAUGCACAACAAUGGAUACAGGCAAAAAGAGCAACACUACGUCCAUGGAGUUUAUUUGUAAAUUCAAAUAAUUUUCGUGCACCACCAAGUGUCACAAGAAUUGGAAAAAGAAUUGUUAAAAAUGUUGAAUAUUUUCAAAGUAAUUAUUUAUGUAUUUUCAUUGGACUUGUAAUUUAUUGUUUAAUUACUUCUCCUUUGUUGUUAUUGACUCUUGCAAUAUCACUUUUUAUAUGUUACAAAGUAUCACAACGACAUGCUAAACAAGAGUUGACAUUAUUCAAUCACAAAUUAACACUUGCACAAGUUUACAUGGUUGUUUAUGUUUGUUCACUUCCAAUGUUUUAUUUGGUUGGAGCUGGUGCUGUACUCUUCUGGGUUUUAGGUGUUUCUUCUUUUUUCAUUGCAAUUCAUUCAACAUUUUACAAUAUUGAUUCUGUUCUUUGUCCUGGUGAGGAUGAACUCAAUGCUCUAGUAAUGCAAGAAGUCUGAAAUAUAAAAAAAUAAAAACACCAAUAAGUAAUAAUAAAAAUCCCAAGUGUUGUACACAUUUUAAUAUAUUUAAAUUUAUUUAUCUUGGUUUAUAUUAAUAAUAAAAAAAUAUUAGAAAAAUUAUAAAUAUUUUAUAGUAUUUUUUAUAGAGGGUAGAAUCAAUCUGACAAUAACACCAGCUGUUUUUUUUCUUUCUUUAUUUUUCUGCAUUUAAAGUUUUUCUUUUUUUUUUUUUUAUUUUUC
Aphidius gifuensis is the source of this 1252-nucleotide messenger RNA. RefSeq names its product prenylated Rab acceptor protein 1. The record is from RefSeq and is a predicted model, not a curated record. Lineage: Eukaryota; Metazoa; Arthropoda; Insecta; Hymenoptera; Braconidae. Gene Ontology annotation, cellular component: Golgi apparatus. The transcript has 5 exons. The coding region runs from base 389 to 1009 and encodes 206 amino acids.